Molecule: messenger RNA, 586 nt
Organism: Drosophila subpulchrella
Lineage: Eukaryota; Metazoa; Arthropoda; Insecta; Diptera; Drosophilidae
Exons: 3
Coding region: 11-490 (159 amino acids)
Source: RefSeq, a predicted model, not a curated record
AUCAAGAACCAUGAGGUGCCGUUUAAAAAAGUGCUGCUUCAUGAUUUCCCUACGAGUCGGUUGCAUGAUCAGUGCGCUGAUAUUGGUGUUCUUCGCACUUCUUGCCGUCCCCCUGAGAAGCGCCGAACCCUGCUGCGAUUCCUUUGAAGGAAUCCUCGUAGUUGUAUAUAGAGUUAUUGAUAUAAUGCACUUCGUGGGCUGUCUAAUGCUGUUCGUUGCCUCUUUUUUGAAAACAUCUGCUCUCGUAUUUAUUUUCCUUGUCAUGAGCUGUAUACACAUUUUGCUUUCUCCAGCUUUUUUGGUGGCCGAAAUUAUGGUUUGGAAUGCAGAUAUCAUUGAUAUAGUCCUGGCCAUCUGUGGUCUUCUUCUAAGCAUUUACUUCUGGAUAGUGGCGUACGCUUUUUAUCACAAAUGCAAGGAGGAGAUUGUCGCUGAUGUGAACCUUGUACCCACUUUUCGGAAAAAAGGAUCAAUAGUAUCAAUAGUUUAGUUUACUUAAAAAUACUUUGAGAUGCAACUUUAACCAAAAUUAUAAGCAAAUAAUGUAUACAGCUACUUAUUGGAUUACUGGAUGAUUUGAAGCCCA